Molecule: messenger RNA, 530 nt
Organism: Rhagoletis zephyria (snowberry fruit fly)
Lineage: Eukaryota; Metazoa; Arthropoda; Insecta; Diptera; Tephritidae
Product: larval cuticle protein 8-like
Cellular component (GO): chitin-based extracellular matrix
Molecular function (GO): structural constituent of chitin-based larval cuticle
Source: RefSeq, a predicted model, not a curated record
AUGAAAUUCGUCAUUGUUUUUGUUGCUCUCUUCGCUGUCGCCUUUGCCGCCCCAGCUGAUUCUGAUGCGCAAGUCGUGCGUUUCGACUCCGACGUGAAAGCCGAUGGAUUCAACUACGCUUAUGAGACUAGCAAUGGUAUCAAGGAAAAUGCUGAUGCUGUCCUCAACGACGUAGGAAGCGAAACCGAGGCCAUUGCUGUCCGUGGCUCAUACAGUUUCGUUGGUGAUGAUGGCGUAACCUACACCGUCAACUACAUCGCCGAUGAGAACGGCUUCCAACCCCAGGGUGCUCAUUUGCCCGUUGCCCCAGUGGCAUAAGUUGCUAAGAAUUUGACUGCAAUCUAAACAAUUUUAUGUAUUUGUUAUAAUUUUACGAGUCCCAACGGUUUUCUAAAAAUCUUGUUAUAUUUGCAAUCGCCUUGUAGUCCUGAUACAAGUGAGAGCUAUUUUGAUUUGUUGUUGUACUUGUUAGAAAAACAUGUGCGGCCAGUGUGAUCAGCUGUUUGUUCCUAGUUUAAGCAAUUAGAAGA